UUUCACAACAAACUCCUCCUUUAGGGUUCGAGACCGGACAGCGUAAACACACACUAAAGCAAUGGCGUCUUUUGGAUUGAUUAACAAAGCAAAUAGUUCUUGUAUCCCGAUAAAAAGUAUCAGUAUAUCGAGCAAACUGCAUGGGUUUACAGCUCAGGUAACCGCUGCAAUGGAAUUUACAAAUGAUGGCAACAAUCCUGUAGAAGUGAUGUAUGUAUUUCCUCUUGACGAGGAGGCGUCGGUUUGUGACUUUCAAGCGACUAUAGAUGGACGAACUAUCGUGGCUGAGAUUCAAGACAAGCAAGAAGCUCGUAAUACAUACGAUGAUGCCAUAAGCAGUGGAUUCAGUGCUUUCCACCUGGAAGAAAGCGACGAGAGCUCUGAUGUUUUUCAGAUCAAUGUGGGAAACCUCCCACCUAGAGUGACAGCAACAAUCAAACUUACCUUUGUGACAACACUCAAGGUAGAGAGGGAGGGAAGGGUUGUCUUUAUGCUGCCGACAGUUCUUAACCCGAGAUACUCUCCCAGCGGUAGUAAUGUAAGUUCUAAGAUGGCAAGUCUUGGUUCAAUGAGCAAGUUAUAUUCAUUCUACUUUGAAAUGAAUGUACAUUGUGCUUCACCGAUAAUCAAGAUUACCUCCUCUCAUUAUCAACUCACAGUCGAUAUCAAUCCCGACGACAAUCGACAAGCAACUGUUCGACUCGAUAACAAUCAUCGAUAUGACAACGAUUUGGAAGUGCACGUGUUGUGUCAACAACCAUUCCAGCCUCACACGUUAGUAGAGAAUGGCGUGACAAAAUCUACCACAGGCAUACCGAAUCCUUUUCUCUCUAAGCCUGUUGUCAUGCUAAACUUUUUUCCUGAGUUUGACAGGAAUGCUACCCUUGAACGUGGUGAGUUUAUAUUUGUGGUCGAUCAAAGUGGAAGUAUGGCCGGAUCAAAGAUGAAAAGUGCAAGAGAAAGUCUUCUCUUAUUUUUGAAGAGUCUUCCAGAGAACUGUUACUUCAACGUGGUUGGUUUUGGAAGUUCAUUUAAUAAGUUGUUUGAUAGGAGCGAGUUUUAUAACGACAGUACUCUGAGUCAUGCUUGUGGCUAUGGGGAGGUCAUGGAAGCAAAUCUUGGUGGAACAGAGAUCCUUGACCCUCUAAGGGAUGUCUUCUCGCAACCCGUGAUCAAAGGUUAUCCUCGCCAGAUCUUUCUCUUGACAGAUGGUGAAGUUAGUAAUACUCAGCAGGUGAUUGAACUGGUCAGAGCUAACUCUACAAAUGCAAGGUGCUUUACAUUUGGUAUUGGUGAAGGAGCGUCAAGUCAUCUAGUUAAGGGCGUGGCUCGUGCUGGACUUGGUACUGCUGAGUUUGUCUCAGCUCGUGACAGGUUACAAACCAAGGUAAUGAAAACUUUAAAGAACGCCUUCCAACCAGCCGUAAAGGAUGUUAGUCUAACGUGGAACCUUCCAAAGACGUGGACCGCAGAAACAGUCCCUGUCGUGAACCCAACUGUGUUCCAUGGUAACCAACUUGUGAUGUUUGGACUUUUGUCCAGAAAGGACGUGCCAAGUCGCACUUCAAUAACAGCCAUCGAGGGAACUGUCACACUGACCGGAUACAUCGAUGACGGUCAACAUUUGUCUCUUAUUCGUCAUGUGUUGAAGUUCAGCGCAGUGUGCGGUAACCCAGCUGAGAGCAGCUUACUUCUGCAUCGUCUGUGUGCCAAAGCAAGUAUCUUGGAACAAGACGACGAUGGUCACGUCAUCCAACUCAGUAAAUCGGCCAACAUUAUAUCACGAUUAACGUCAUUUGUGGGUGUUGAUAAACACACCGGUGUGGUUGUCUCCAGACCGUUUCAACCACAGGCUGUUCUGCCAAUGAAUUCAGGAACAAUGUUUGGUUUCUAUGGUAAUAUCGGUGGGGGUCUUCCAACAGUACCUGGGGGUGUCGGUUUUGGUGGUCCAACUCAACCACAAUCAAUGAAUAUGGCACAACGCUUCUCUUAUGGCAAUACGGGUGGUAAUCUUCUAGGUGGUCCACCAAGAGCCCCUUCCUCUUCUAGCAAUAUGGGUAAGGCACCACUUCUUCCUGGAUCAACAAAUUAUUCACCACCUAGAGUUCCUCCACGGCAGUCAUCCUCCAAGUUGUUAGGUCUUAAAAUGAUGGAUAAAGAAAGCAGUCCAUCUUACAGGAAUACGCAAACGUAUCUCUCUUUGAUCGCACUACAAACGGCAUCUGGGGCGUGGCAACCGACUGACAAGCUUGCAACGGUGUGUGGAAAAACACUUUCAGAGAUCCGAAAGUCAUGUCCACCGGAGCUGUACCAAAACAACAAGGAUAUUCUGUGGGCAACAGCGGUAGCGUUAGCUUAUCUCACCGCAACCUUUCCUGACCAACAAGAUGAAUGGGGCAUUGCAGCAGACAAAGCAAUGAAAUGGUUAAAGACCAAUCUACCAAGAGAUAGUUUCGAGAACAUCAUGCACUUGGCUUCAAGGUGUAUUUUCAAAAGAUAAACAGGGAAGUAGAAGAUUUUAAUUGAGGCUAAUUGAUACCAGGAAUUGUGUGCCGUAGCAAUAAUGCAUGUUUUAUUAGUACUGAAGAAGGUAUCCCUAACCUACUCAGGGGUCAUGAUGAGAACACAAGACAAUUUCUAGAACUGUAUACAGAAGUUUAAUCAUACUUUGAACAUUUUUUUGGUAUCUACACGUUAACAUUUUUCUAAUUUGACGACGAUAUUUCUAUCAAAUUAAUGACUGAAGGCCUAGAAACCAAUAAACUCUUUAAUUUAA
This is a messenger RNA of Exaiptasia diaphana, 2776 nucleotides long. Its product is annotated as von Willebrand factor A domain-containing protein 5A. NCBI's taxonomy places the organism in Eukaryota, Metazoa, Cnidaria, Anthozoa, Actiniaria, Aiptasiidae. The coding region runs from base 62 to 2500 and encodes 812 amino acids. The transcript is spliced from 3 exons. The record is from RefSeq and is a predicted model, not a curated record.